AUGUUACUUCUUUCUCCCGUCUUCUUGGGAGCAGCAUUUUCUGUCCUCGCUUUGGCGUAUCUCAUCCGCUGCUUCCUAUCCCCGUUGUGGAAAGUACCUGGUCCGAGGACAUCUGCCUUCACCUCCCUUCUUCUGAAAUGGCAUGAGCUACAAGCAACCAGGACGAAGUACAUCCAUGCACUCCACCGGCAAUAUGGCCCAGUUGUCCGAAUCGCACCAAACGAGGUCUCGUUUACAUCCUACGAAGCCGUCAAGGAGAUUUACUGUUCGGGAGGCAGCGGCUAUGACAAGACGGAGUUUUAUGACUUGUUCAAAGUCUAUGGACGAAGGACUAUGUUCACAACGUUGAAUAAGGAAGAUCACGCGAAGCGCAAGAGAAUCAUUGCGGACCGCUAUGCAAACAGCAACGUCCUGCGACCUGUACCCCUAGGCGGAAUCCAGGAGAGGUCGCAAAAGUUUAUCAACUUGUGCGAGAAGUCCGUCGGCAUGAGCCACGACAUAUUUAUGAGUCUUCACUCCUAUGCCUGUGAUUGCGUUACACACCACCUGUUCCAUCCGUACGGCAGUAACUGCCUGGAGGACGAUGCGGACGAGGAAAUGAUGCACCAGGUUGCCGCUGAUGACAGCCUGCAAAAUCGCCUUCUUCAACACUAUAGUCCCGCGCUGCACAAGCUCCUCUCUCGAUUCCUGUACUUCUUCGCCAAGCCCCGCGAAACGCCCCUUGCCGACACCUUUGUCAUCGAGUCCAGCAAAAAGCCCGACCCGGCCGCCUUCACGCUCCUCAGCCGGCUCCACGAGAAGGCGGGCCAGGGACUAGACCAGCUCGACAUGGCGGGCGAGUGCCUCGACCACAUGGCGGCGGGCAUCGACACGACGGGCGACGGGCUGUGCUUCCUCAUGUGGGAGCUCUCGCAGCCGCGAUCCCUGCGUUUCCAGGAGACGCUGCGCCGAGAGCUGAGAGAGAACCCUGGGGCCGCGUUCGACACGUUGCCGUUCCUCGAUGCCAUUGUGCAGGAAGGGUUACGGUGCUUUCCAGCUAUCCCAAUGUCCCUACCGCGUUAUGUUCCCCAGGGCGGACGGGUGAUUGACGGGUAUGCCAUCCCGGAGAAGACUACUGUCAGCUGCCAGGCGUAUUCCAUCCAUCGUAUCAACGAGGAAGUGUUCCCGGAGCCGGACUUGUUCAACCCUGAUCGGUGGAUGGAGCCAACGGGGGACGCGGAGAGGAAACGGCUAAUGUUUGCGUUUGCCAACGGAGGCCGAGGAUGUGUUGGCAAGCACCUGGCGCUCGCCGAGAUGAAGACUCUGUUGACGGACAUUUACACCCGUUACACGACGCUUCCUGAGACGUCGAUGACGGAGGAGUCGAUGGCCAUGUCGGACCAGCUCAUCUCCUCGCGACCCCUGGGACAAAAGUGUUUGCUGCAGUUUGUUCCCGCUGGCGAGAAGCGGGAAUGA
This is a messenger RNA of Colletotrichum acutatum, 1455 nucleotides long. Its product is annotated as cytochrome P450 3A13. The transcript is spliced from 6 exons. Gene Ontology annotation, molecular function: iron ion binding; monooxygenase activity; heme binding. The record is from RefSeq and is a predicted model, not a curated record. Lineage: Eukaryota; Fungi; Ascomycota; Sordariomycetes; Glomerellales; Glomerellaceae. The coding region runs from base 1 to 1455 and encodes 484 amino acids.